Procambarus clarkii (red swamp crayfish) is the source of this 2858-nucleotide messenger RNA. NCBI's taxonomy places the organism in Eukaryota, Metazoa, Arthropoda, Malacostraca, Decapoda, Cambaridae. The record is from RefSeq and is a predicted model, not a curated record.
GUGCGAGGCGUGCGUGUGGAGGCGUGUUGCGAGUGCUGGCGUGUGACACACCAUCCCAGGUGACACGAGACGGGGACCGUGAGUGAGUGAGUGAGUGAGUGAGUGAGUGAGUGAGUGAGUGAGUGAGUGAGUGAGUGAGUCAGAGUGAGGCGCCGGCUGGGCCACACUCACCUCACAAUCAAUGACUCAGUUGCCACCAAAUCACACUCACCCAUCCACCGAACACAACACAGGAACCCUUGAAAGUUGAUCAAACACCCAUGUCUGCUGACGGUACAGCGACUGCUGACGACGGUACGGCGUCUGCUGACGACGGUACAGCGACUGCUGACGACGGUACAGCGACUGCUGACGACGCAACAGCGUCUGCGGGCAGGCCACGGCAGACGAGGCGUGGCGGAGGCAGCAGAGUGGUGCUGUGUAGGUGAGGUCGAGCGGGUGUCACUUCUGGACGUCUGCACUCCGCCACGGAGGACGCUAACACGGCUCUAGUGUAUUGACACCCACCCACACCAUGUCCCAGGUGGGUGUAAGCUGGGUGUAUGGCAGCAACACCCACCCACACCAUGUCCCAGCGAUGGUCGGCCAACGUGGAGGAGACGGUGACCUGCGGAGUGUGCUCGGAGGUGUACCAGGCGGAGGUACGGGAGCCGCUCAUCCUUCCCUGCGGCCACACCUUCUGCGGCGUGUGUCUGGCCAGCGUGGAGGCCGCAGCCGCCGCCGGGGGCCUCACCUGCCCAUCCUGCAGGAGCCCCCACCACACCCUCACCACCAUCCACCUUCCCGUCAACUUCGCUGUACUCGAGCUCUCAGGUCAAGCCGCCGACUUUCAGGAGGAGCCGUAUGCACAGUGCAGCAUUCAUGGUGAGCAGUUGCGUUACUGGUGUCGUCAGUGUGCGGUGCUGGUGUGUGGCAGCUGCAUCUUGGACCAGCACCUGAAGCAGCAUCAUGAUGUGCUGCACGCUUCCGAGUUUGUGGUGGAGAGGAAGCACGCCAUUCAGGCCCGGGCGCACCAGCUCCAAGUGAUCCUCAGGGAGAGCACCGGCAGGACUCUGGCUUGUCUACACCGCUGCCUCGUCCACAUUGUCUGCCUGUGUCAAGAGAGCAAGAGCCUCUAUGAUCUAGACGCUGAAUUGUUUCAAGUCUCUUCAGAAGUUAAAAACCUCAAAGAUGUCGAGUCCAUUUUAAAGACAGAGACGAGGUUGAGCACUCUUUACGAGAGGGGAGGCACUACUCAGGCUGCAAGCCCUACACAGGCUGGAGGGCCUACACGGGCUGGAGGCCCUACACAGGCUGGAGGCCCUACACAGGCUGGAGGGUCCAAAGGGGCUGGAGGGUCCAAAGGGGCUGGAGGGUCUAAAGGGACUGAGGGUUUUAUGGAGAGUAAUACUCUCAAAGGAAUGGAAGAAGUUGCGAAUGGUGACAGUGGAUAUAGUAAGGUUGCAGAUGCGUCAGAUGACACUAAUUGUACGACUGGUGAUAGCACUCGCAGUAGCAUCACCCACUGUCCUACUAGUGAUGGUGUCUCUGGUGACACUGUAGGUGGGGGAGCUGCAGGUGGUAAUACUGCCAGAGGAGCCACUGAAGCCAGUGGAUAUGAAUGUGUGGAUAGCACAGACACCGUUAUAAAAUAUGACAAAAUAAAUGGGAAUGACAACAAUAGGAAGCAUGAGCCGGUCCACAGCAUAAAGCGGGCUGUUACAGAUGGUACCACUAUUAAGAGUGAUACUAUUGGUGAUAGUAGUGUGAGGGGUGGUGGUGGUGCUGCUGCAGAUAGUAGUGUGAAGGGUGGUGGUGGUGCUGUUACAGAUAGUAGUGAGAGGAACAGUGAAACUUUUGCCAAAGUUUGCACGAGAGGCAAUGGUGGUGCAGAUGGCACCAGUGAAAGUGGAGGAGCAAGUAUUGGUAAAAUUACAGAUGGUAAAGUUGGUGCAUAUGGGGGUAUGUCUGGGAGUAAUGUAAGUGGGGGCCUGUCUGGGAGUAAUGUAAGUGGGGGCCUGUCUGGGAGUAAUGCUGCUGUUGGGGGCCUGUCUGGGAGAAAAGGUGUCAUUGGGGGCCUGUCUGGGAGAAAAGGUGUCAUUGGGGGCCUGUUCGGGAGUGAAGCAGCAGGCGGAAGAAUUCUAGGUGGUGGUAGCAUUGUAAGUAGUGCUCCAGGAGGCAACAGUGCAGGAUUCACUUGGUGGUGGCCCUUGACGUGUCGGGCAGUGAGCAGUGAUGGACGCCAGGCCGAGCUGCAGCAUGAGGAAGGCUGCCUGCUGGUCACACCUCUUGCACCCUACAUCACACAUCCUCACCUCGCUAUACAGAUGAGUGUGUUGGAGAGCGCGGUGGAGGCGGCGUGCCCUCUGGUGUUCCUGGAGGUGAGUGCUGGGGCACAGCGCCUGGGCAGGCUGGUCGUCCGACUCUGGGGUCGUCUCAAGCGGGCACAGCACUUCAAGGCUCUCUGCCUCGCCACCCUCGGCCCCUCCUUCCUCGGCUCCAAGUUCGAGUACGUGGGCAACAGCGGCCGAGCGGGCGAGUACAUCGUCGGGGGCAGCUACAUGGCGCAGGACCCCUACGCCGCCACGCAGGGCACGUGGGUAGAGACGAGGUGCACACGUGGUCUCAUGGACGACCUGGAAUGGGGCGGAGACUUCGUGGGAGAGGAGAGGGAAGGGCUGCUGCAAGGGGCAGGCGGAGGGCACCCAGAGUACGACUCUCUCUUCUGCAUCUGCAGCAGGAGUGACCCCGAGGGGGAGUCUCAGUGUCCCUUCGGGCAGGUGGUGGAGGGCAUGGCGGUGGUGAGGGCGAUGGUGACACACCAUACCGUCACCGACCUCACCAUCACGCGCUGCGGCCUCUUCCUUCCUGAUGUUUGA